UCAUGCUACUUUUCAAACUUUCUACAAGACUGCCCCUACGGGACCCUUUCCUUUCUGUCUCCUUCUUUUCUCUCCUCACUUGAGUGUGUGACACAGAUGGUACUCAUAGAGAAUUACUUUUAAUUGCUUGAGUUUGAUCCUUUGUUGUGUUCGUUCCAUUAAUUCUACUUCUUUGCAAGUCUUUUCCCUUGAUGAUCUGUUUUUUUAUUUUAAAAAAAGAAGAAAACUAAAAAAAACAUUGACCGAUCACAGCUUAGGUUAAUUAUAUUUGUUGUUGGAAGCGAGCUGGUAUAUCAUCCAUGGAGGCGUCUAAGUGAUUAUUCUGAACCUUUCAUUCGUUUCUUUCUUUGCUAGCUCGGUUCCAUACAGAGCUAAAGGCCUUCUCCUUUUCUUCCUCCCGCUAUUUCAUUGAGCUCUCAGUACCAGUGCUUUCCGCGCAUAUUUUCCCAAAUUAAGACUGGUGGAAAAUGGCUAUCGAAAGUGUGGGUGGAUCUAUUAUAUGUAAGAUAGCAGAACUCAUGGUGGAACCAGUAGGAAGGCAGUUCCGUUACGUGUUCUGUUUCAACAAUUUUGUUGAAGAAUUCAAAGAACGAAAGGAGAACCUUGCUUUAGCACUAGAUGGUCUGCAAAAAGAUGUCGAAGCUGCUGAAAGGAAUGCUGAAGAAAUUAGGAAAGGUGUCAAAAAGUGGCUGGAAGAUGCAAACAACGAAAUUGAAGGUGCGAAGCCGUUGGAAAAUGAAAUAGGAAAAAAUGGCAAAUGCUUUGCUUGGUGCCCAAACUGCACGCGACAAUUCAAGUUAAGCAAGGCACUGGCCAAGAAGUCGGAGACUUUCAGAAAACUUGGAGAAAGUAGCGAAAAGUUUACAAAAGUGGCCGACAAACGUCCUCCUCAGCGCAUAGAAUUUCUAACAUCAAAGGAAUUCACGCCCUCACAAUCGUCAGAAGAAGCUUUGGAACAAAUUAUUGAAGCUCUCAAAGAUGACAACGUCAAUAUGAUCGGACUGUACGGCAUGGGAGGGGUGGGUAAAACCACCCUGGUGAAAGAAGUAGGCAGGAGAGCCAAAGAGUCGCAGCUUUUCGAUGAAGUUUUGAUGGCUACGGUGUCCCAGAAUCCAAAUGUCACAGACAUCCAGGAUCAAAUGGCAGAUAAGUUAGGUCUGGAUAUUAAAGAAAAGAGUAAAGAAGGGAGAGCGGAUCGAUUAUGGCAGAGACUGAAGAAAGUGGAGAAGAUGCUUAUAAUCCUAGAUGAUGUUUGGGAAUAUAUUGACUUGAAAGAGAUAGGGAUCCCAUUUGGUGUUGAUCACGGGGGUUGCGAAAUUCUUCUAACAACACGUCGUCGAGGCAUAUGUUCAUCUAUGGAGUGCCAGAAAAGAGUGUUGUUAAGUCCCUUACCUGAAAAAGAAGCGUGGGAUUUAUUCAGAACGAAUGCAGGUUUACGUGAUGGGGACUCUACCUUGAACACAGUGGCAAGGGAGGUUGCGAGAGAGUGCCAAGGCUUGCCUAUAGCACUUGUGACAAUGGGAAGGGCUCUAAGAGAUGAAUCUGCAGUUAAGUGGAAAAGAGUGUCUAAACAGCUCAAAAACUCUAAAUUUCCAGACAUGGAACACAUUGAUGGACAAAGAACUGCAUAUGCAUGUCUUAAGUUGAGCUACGAUUAUUUGAAGUCCAAGGAAACCAAGUUAUGUUUCUUGCUAUGCUGUUUAUUUUCAGAAGAUUACAACAUUCCAGUCGAGGACUUGCCGAGAUAUAUUAAGAAAUACCUACGUAAAUAUUAAUAAUAUCUUAUCUUGCUCAAAACUAGCAGAGGUCAUAUCCCGCUAAUUUUAGAUCACGGCUUCCAAGCCUUAAUAGUAGGAUUGAUAGCAAGUUAUGGUUGUAUAUAUACUGUACUGUUUGAUCUAUGAAAUAUAACAAACCAUUCAGUCACUUAUUUUUA
Molecule: messenger RNA, 1936 nt
Organism: Populus trichocarpa (black cottonwood)
Lineage: Eukaryota; Viridiplantae; Streptophyta; Magnoliopsida; Malpighiales; Salicaceae
Product: disease resistance protein At4g27190
Exons: 3
Coding region: 468-1775 (435 amino acids)
Molecular function (GO): ADP binding; ATP hydrolysis activity
Source: RefSeq, a predicted model, not a curated record